This is a messenger RNA of Dracunculus medinensis (Guinea worm), 1350 nucleotides long. The record is from the annotation of a GenBank genome assembly. Lineage: Eukaryota; Metazoa; Nematoda; Chromadorea; Rhabditida; Dracunculidae.
GGACUUUGGUUAGCGAAUAUAGAUCGAGAUCAUUCUCGACUUCGGGAAAGUUAUUCUUUAUCAGCACUCAAUCAGCGCCAACUUAAUGCCGUUAGAACAUCGAAAAGCUCAGAUAAUUUGCAUCGAGUCACUGUCCGAGUUACUCCACCAAUUUCUCGAAAAUCAUCAAUUUUUUCAUUAAGAAGUAUAUUCAAUUUCUGGCGACCAUCCAGGUCUCGUUCAACGCAUAACAAUAAUCUUUCUGGAUCAAAAGAUAGUAAUUCACAAAGCUCUUAUGAUUCGCGAAAACGUAGACCUCGUUCAGCUAAUUUCGAUCCAAAUUCGUUGAUACUAUCGACUGGCAAGGAAUUAUUGCUACCCAUACACGAUAUCAAUGAAAUCUAUCGUAAAAUCGAAAAACUCGGUGAAGGAAGCUAUGCUGUUGUAUAUAAGAGCGAAAACAAGAUUGAUGGUCGAAUAGUGGCAUUGAAAGAAAUCAGACUACACAAUCAUGAAGGGUUACCUUUUACUGCGAUUCGCGAAGCGUCUCUUCUCCGUGCCCUUAGGCAUGCAAAUAUUGUGACUCUUCAUGAUAUUGUUCAUGAACAAGAUUCAUUAAUUUUCGUCUUCGAAUAUAUGAAAACUGAUCUCGGAAAAUACUUGGAACAAUACAAAAACGGUUUAGAUCCUAUUCAAAUCAAAUUGUUUUUAUUUCAAUUACUUCGCGGAUUAGCAUAUUGCCAUGAAAGGAAAAUUUUACAUCGAGAUUUAAAACCGCAAAAUCUUCUUCUCAACGAUAAUGGUGAAUUAAAGCUGGCGGAUUUUGGAUUAGCUCGAGCAAAAUCCGUUCCAAGUCGAACAUUCUCACAUGAAGUUGUUACGCUAUGGUAUCGACCACCUGAUGUGUUACUUGGUUCCACUAAUUAUUCCACAUCUCUUGAUUUAUGGGGUGUUGGUUGUAUAUUAGCAGAAAUGUGUACGGGUAGUGCUUUAUUUCCUGGCACUAAAGAUGUUGUCGAUCAACUCGACCGGAUUUUUAGCAUUCGAGGCUUACCGGAUCGUACAAAAUGGCCCGAAAUAAUCAGUUUCCCGCAUUUCGACUUGAAUUUAUAUCCACCAUACACCGAGAUGCAAUGGAAGGAUGUACAUCCAUCGUUAGACAAAUUAAAAAAUGGAUUAUCGCUAUUAAAUUUAUUUCUUCAGUUGAAUCCAUCGGAUAGAAUCUCAGCAAACGCCGCAAUGAUGCAUCCAUAUUUUGUUAAUUUGCCUUCUACAAUUCAUUUAUUACCACCAACUGCUUCAAUUUUUUCUUUGCCACAACUUUGUAAACUCAGUCGUUUAUCGCUUCAUAUCAAUCUUUUAUCUCAUUAA